AUGCAAGCUGUAAGGAGAAAGAUUGCUGACAUUGGACCUGCAGUUUCUUUGCAGAUCCUGGUCUGUGAUUUUGAUGGGGAAAAAGAAGAUGAGCAGACAGUUGCAGAAAUCAUGAGAAGGCGUUUUUUUCCUGCUGUUAUUACUCAUAAAGCCUGGGAAGGCUUUCACUUUGCUGGCCAUGAGAUAAGAAUUACAGAAGCCAUUGAUUGUUAUGGGGCAGUCGUCUGGCCAUCGGCUCUUGUUUUAUGUUAUUUUUUGGAAACUAAUUCUAAACAAUACAAUUUGGUUGACAAAAAUGUGAUUGAAAUUGGAGCUGGAACUGGGUUGGUCUCCAUAGUAGCCAGUUUGCUGGGUGCACUUGUGACUGCCACUGAUUUGCCAGAACUGCUUGGAAACCUCCAGCACAAUGUUCUCCGAAAUACAAAGAUGAAAUGCAAGCACCAGCCUCAUGUUAAGGAAUUGUCUUGGGGAGUUGAUCUGGAAAAGAAUUUUCCUAGGUCUUCCUGUCACUUUGACUACAUUAUGGCUGCUGAUGUAGUUUACCACCAUCCCUUCCUGGAUGAACUCCUCCUAACUUUUGAUCACUUGUGCAAGAAUGACACUGUUAUUCUAUGGGCUAUGAGAUUUAGGUUGGAAAAGGAGAAUCAAUUUGUUGGCAGAUUUCAGACACUGUUUAAUUUAGAAGUGCUUUCUGAUUUCCCCAGUUUGAACAUAACCCUGUAUAAGGCAAUGAGGAAAAGCAGGAUGACAACCAUCCCUUCCAAAGUCAUGGUCUAA
Molecule: messenger RNA, 777 nt
Organism: Melopsittacus undulatus (budgerigar)
Lineage: Eukaryota; Metazoa; Chordata; Aves; Psittaciformes; Psittaculidae
Product: protein-lysine methyltransferase METTL21E-like
Exons: 5
Coding region: 1-777 (258 amino acids)
Biological process (GO): peptidyl-lysine methylation
Cellular component (GO): cytoplasm; cytosol
Molecular function (GO): protein-lysine N-methyltransferase activity
Source: RefSeq, a predicted model, not a curated record